AUGGCAUUGGGUUUGGGUCGGGGAUGGGAUGAGGAUGGGAUUGAGGGGGGUGGAUGGGCUGGUGGUUUUGGGGCUGGGAAGGAUGGGAGCAGAGCUGGGAGUUGGGAUGGGGCCAGGAAGGGCCGAUGGCGACGGAGCCGGGCUGCGGCGCUGCCAAAAACAGCAGCGGCUGCGGCUUUGGUGCAGGUGAGCGCCAGCGGCAGCGUGGUGCGCAGCGAGGUGGUGGGCAGCAUCCGCCUGAAGGUCUUCCUCUCGGGGAUGCCCGAACUGCGCCUCGGCCUCAACGACCGCGUCCUCUUCGAGCUGACGGGCAGGGGCACCAACAAAUCGGUGGAGCUGGAGGACGUGAAGUUCCACCAAUGCGUGCGGCUCUCGCGCUUUGACAACGACCGCACCAUCUCCUUCAUCCCCCCCGACGGCGACUUCGAGCUGAUGUCGUACCGCCUCAGCACCGCUGCCAAGCCGCUCAUCUGGAUCGAGUCCGUCAUCGAGCGCUUCUCACACAGCCGCCUCGAGAUCCUCGUCAAGGCCAAGGGGCAGUUCAAGAAGCAGUCGGUGGCCACCGGCGUGGAGAUCGCGGUGCCGGUGCCCAGCGACGCCGACUCGCCGCGGUUCAAGGCCAGCGCCGGCGCUGCCCGCUACGUCCCCGAGAGGAACGUCGUCAUCUGGGCCAUCAAAUCCUUCCCAGGCGGGAAGGAGCACACGCUGCGGGCACACCUGGGGCUGCCCAGCGUGGAGAAGGAGGAGGACGAGGGGCGGCCGCCCAUCGCGGUGCGCUUCGAGAUCCCCUACUUCACCGUGUCCGGCAUCCAGAUUACCAGCUGCGCACCGCCUGAGGACCCCGGGAGCCCCGCCGUGGGCCACAACCCCACGGACCCCCCACGGGCCCCCCCCGGACCCCCACCCUCGCAGGGUUUCCCCAUAAAGCCCACAGCUGUGACCGCGCUGUUCCCGCCCUUUUGUUCGGGUUUCAUUUUGGGGGGGGGGGCGAUGAUUCCCGCGCGAUGUUUCGAAUCCCGAAUCCCGCCCCCCUCCACCCCCCCCAAGCACCGCAGCCAAUCAGCCUCUGGAGGGGAUGGGGCCCAACGCGUGGCCGCUUUAAGAGAGGCGGGGAGCGGAAGUGAGGCGCAGCGGAAGUGACGUAGAGGAAGUGAGACGCAAAGGGGCGGGGGAAAAUGGCGGCGCCGGAGCUGCGCGUGAACGCGGCUUUCGCCCAACGCUACGCGCGGUACCGACGGCGCGAGGAACUGCAGCGGCUGCAGGACCGCUAUGGGGACACCGCGGACAGCGACAGCGACACCGACAGCGACAGCGACAGCAGCGGGGGGG
Lagopus leucura (white-tailed ptarmigan) is the source of this 1329-nucleotide messenger RNA. Its product is annotated as AP-1 complex subunit mu-2-like. Gene Ontology annotation, biological process: vesicle-mediated transport; intracellular protein transport. Lineage: Eukaryota; Metazoa; Chordata; Aves; Galliformes; Phasianidae. Gene Ontology annotation, molecular function: clathrin-cargo adaptor activity. The transcript is spliced from 6 exons. The coding region runs from base 1 to 1140 and encodes 379 amino acids. Gene Ontology annotation, cellular component: clathrin adaptor complex; clathrin-coated vesicle. The record is from RefSeq and is a predicted model, not a curated record.